Molecule: messenger RNA, 1001 nt
Organism: Microplitis mediator
Lineage: Eukaryota; Metazoa; Arthropoda; Insecta; Hymenoptera; Braconidae
Exons: 3
Coding region: 145-870 (241 amino acids)
Source: RefSeq, a predicted model, not a curated record
ACACCGACAAGACCUAUAAAAAUCAACCAGAGCUCUGAUAAUGUUCAAAUAAAACUGGUCCUUCGAGAAGAAGACUUCUUGGUUUAAAUCGUAAGCGUAUAAUUUGGUAAAUUUUUUGAAGUAUUGUAAUAGCGCAAUAUAAAAAUGAAAAUUCAAACAGUAAUUUUUUUGAGUUUCGUAACGUUUUGUGGUUUUAUUUUGAAUGAAGCUGCGGCAUACGAUAGUGUUCCGCAAUCUAUACGAGAUGUUUUGUCGCCGAAAAUCGACUGUUUUUCCGGAAGAAAACCCUGUGACGGUGUAGCAGAAUCAAUUAAGAAUGCAUUACCCGAUUUUUUUACAAACCAAACGGGCAAGUACAAUUUCAAUAAAAGAAUUGAAAUAGAAACAAUCUUACGUAAUAUACAAGUAUUUUUCCCAUAUGAUUGGGAACUUAUUAAAGAAAAUUUCGAAAGACAAUUUCCAAUCGCCGCAGCUAAAAGUUCAACUGGAAAUGGACAGGAAAGAUCAUACUUCGACAGAGUUUUAACUGACAAAUUAUUUGCUGACUACGUCAGUGAUGAUUUUACCCGCGAAGUCACCAACUGUUUUUUGAAUGACAAAUGUAACAACGCAGUAGACACCUUCAAGAUAAAAUUAUACGAAAUGGUGGCGUAUGGAAAAUGUAAUGAAUGCAACGAGCACACUAUGGAAUGGCUGAACAGUAUCAAGAACAAAUUAGAAUCUGAUUACCCAGAGGAUUUGAAGACAGCAAUAAUUACCAAAGAAAAGUCGUACUUUCAACUUAAGAGAGAAAAGCGCGUUUUUCAAUGCUUGGAAUUUCCUGAACAAAGUGCUAUUGACUGCAUACAAGCCAACUAUUACGGAGUCUAAACAAUCCGCACUUUUUAUGAAACUGGAAUUAUUGGUACUUUAAAUAAAUAAGUUUUUUUUUAUUUCAAUAACUACUUUGUACACAAUCACCUAUUAUGGAAAAAAAUUAAUAAAGACAAGAAAAAUAUAAA